AUCGUACGGCCUGGAGUUCAGGGGUCACUCGUGAACGAGCGUUGUGGAAGUGGACGGUUCUAAACUCAACUGUUUAUUUAUAAUCUUUAUCUUUACCGAUGUAUUCAUGAGCUACAUUAAAAACUGAUUCCCUCAUCUAAUAAGUCUGCAUACUUUUUCGCUAUUUUGACAACUAACGUCUAGAAAUUAAACCUGAUCAACGGCAAACUGAUUAUUAAGUUGUUCGCCAGUAAGACUUAUUUAGUUUUCUGGUCAGGUGCUAUAAAGAUAAGAGUUUCAGCUGCUGGUAGAAAUAUAGAAAAUAUACUACCAAAAUGCAGGAAUUAAUCGCGACUGUCGAUCAUAUCAAGUUUGAUCUAGAAAUUGCUGUAGAACAACAGUUAGGCGCUCAGCCACUGCCUUUUCCAGGAAUGGACAAGUCUGGCGCAGCUGUGUGCGAGUUCUUCAUGAGAGCCGCUUGUAUUAAAGGUGGAAUGUGUCCUUUCAGACACAUCAGUGGAGAAAAGAGCGUGGUGUGCAAGCACUGGCUGAGGGGCUUAUGCAAGAAAGGAGACCAGUGUGAAUUUUUACAUGAGUAUGACAUGACAAAGAUGCCUGAAUGUUAUUUCUACUCUAAAUUUGGGGAGUGCAGUAAUAAAGAGUGUCCAUUUUUGCACAUUGACCCAGAAUCUAAGAUUAAAGAUUGCCCAUGGUACGACAGGGGCUUUUGCAAGCAUGGUCCGGAUUGCAGGCACAGACACACAAGAAGAGUCAUCUGUGUAAAUUACCUUGUUGGCUUCUGUCCAGAGGGCAAGUCAUGCAAAUUUAUGCACCCAAGAUUUGAACUCCCUAUGGGUGCAACUGAACAGCCACCCUUACCACAACAGGCACAGUCUCAACAAAAGCAGCAAAACACACAGCCCACAAACAGGUCAUCACAGUCACUCAUCCAGUUAACCAACACAUAUGUCAACAACAACCAGAGAAUGCCAAAUUCUGUUGGGAUUGUGCACUCUAACAACAUAGGUGGAACUCGUGGCCCUCGUCCACUUGAUCAAGUUACGUGUUACAAGUGCGGUGAGAAGGGCCAUUACGCAAAUAAAUGCACAAAAGGACACCUGGCGUUUUUGAGUGGACAGUAAAGUUUUCUACAAAAAGGAUCUCCAAUAAACGUUACAGUAACUUGCAAAGUGAGAUAUUUAAUUCCCGGUACAUUAAAGAAAUAGUUCACCCAAAAGUGAAUAAUUGCUAAAAAUUAACUCACCCUCAGGCCAUUCAAGAUGUAGAAGAGUUUGUCUUCUUCUGAACAGAUUUGGAGAAAUUUAGCAUUACAUGACUUGCUCACCAACGGAUCCUCUGCAGUGAAUGGGUGCCUUCAGAAUGAGAGUCCAAACAGCUGAUAAAAACAAUACAAUAAUUCAAAUGACUCAAACAGUUACCAUCUUGUGAAGUGAAAAUCGGCAUGUUUUUAAAAAACUAAUCUGUCAUUUAAAGCAUUUCAAUUUUAAACCAUUGGUUCUGGCCAAAAUACAAGUUCAUAAUCAAAUGCAAACUAUUGCAUUCAUGUGGAUUAUUGUGAUGCUUUUAUCAGCUGUUUGGACUCUCAUUCUGACUGCACCCAUUCAUUGCAGAUUAUCCAUUGGUGAGCAAGUCAUGUUAUGUUACAUUUCUUCAAAUGUGUUCCAGUGGAGACACAAACUCAUCUACAUCUUGGAUGGCUUGUGGGUGAACCAUUUCUUUAACUUUUCUCCACAAAAGCUUUAGUUGAGGGACAUAAAUGUGGCUCUCCUUCACUGUCCAUGUGCAUCUCAGUUACAGCACACACUGAAUACAUAGAAUGAUUAGUAAUUACUGUUUUCAUAUAGAUUUUCGUUUUUCUUUCACAUAAAACCUUACAGUCUUUUGUAUUGGAGCAACAAGCAUCUUGAUUGCUUAAACUUUAAAGCAGUGCUGAAAAUAUAUGAAACAUGUUUUCAGAGAGAAUUUUGUCAAUAAGCAACCAAGAUUAUCUGAAAUUGUUAAGGCAGAAAGGACAUCACUUUGUAGUCUGUGAAGAUGCUUCAUGUAUAUAUUAAAUGAAACUGAUUUGUUGUGCUUAUUACAAUACAUAUCAACCUCAAGAUAGCUUUUGAAUGGUCAUUUUUGCCUGAAUAAAGACUUUCUCAAUUUUUCCCUA
Molecule: messenger RNA, 2155 nt
Organism: Carassius carassius (crucian carp)
Lineage: Eukaryota; Metazoa; Chordata; Actinopteri; Cypriniformes; Cyprinidae
Product: cleavage and polyadenylation specificity factor subunit 4
Exons: 8
Coding region: 315-1121 (268 amino acids)
Molecular function (GO): RNA binding; zinc ion binding
Source: RefSeq, a predicted model, not a curated record